AUGAGUAGGGUUCGUGUUGGCACUGCGCUCACUCUGUUCCUGCAUUGGCUUUCUUCUUUCACGAUGGACAAGUUGGAGGUCCAGCAUGUCGACUUUCCACAUUCCCGCCAUUCGCAGAUCAAUGCCCGCUUGAUCUUCACUUGCGUGGUAUUCGGCGCAGCCUCUUUUCUCUUUGGAUUUGACGACAAAAUCAUUUCCCCUGUUGCUGCAUUACCGGCGUUUGUGGAGAAGUUCCAAGGACCCAAUCCCUCAGGGAAGUAUGUCCUCACAGCGCGCAAUCAGAAUCUCGUCUUCUCGCUGCCUCUGGUGGGCUCGGUCUUUGGGGGGCUGUUGGCCUCGCCGAUGAACUAUCACUUGGGGCGCAAAUGGCCGCUCAUCAUAGCUUAUAUCGUCUCCGUGGGAGGUGGCUUGCUGCAAGUCUUUGCCCCGAAUUUAGGGGCUUUCAUUGGAGGUCGUUCAAUUAAUGCUGUUGCAUUGGGUAUUGUCAAUGCGACUGCCCCGUUGUAUAUUGCCGAGGUGGUUCCUGCAUCGAUUCGAGGCAGAUCAGUCAGUUCAACCAACAUCUUGAAUCUCACAGCUGGAGUCGUGGGCACAGUAGUUGUCUUUCGAUCAGAAAAGAUCCCAGGAAUCCUAUCCUACCAGAUCCCACUCGCAGUGCAAUGUGCUCUGCCCGUCAUUCUAUUCUUCUUAACAAUUCCUCUUCCAGAAAGCCCACAAUGGCUGGUGGGAAAAGAAGAAAUGGAACGAGCACGCGAUAGUCUGCGCAAACUGCGCGGGUUCAGUGACGAAGAAGUCGACGAUGAGCUUCGUCUGAUGAAGCGGAAUGAAGAGAGCGAGCGCGAGCUCCAUGCAAACACCCAAUUCUGGCACAUAUUCCAGCGCCAACAUAUCAAGCGCACUAUCACGGCGGGAUCUUUCUUCUCUCUCAAUCAGAUCUCCGGUGUGAUUCUCUCAACUACCUAUACCACUGUCUUCCUGACCGAAAUCGGGGUGGCCAACGCUUUCACCUUGACGAUCAUUGCCUCCUGUUGCACUUUAGCCGGGACUAUCGCGGCCCCCUUCGUUAUCGACCGAGCUGGGCGACGACCAACGGCCUUCGUCGGCAUGGGGAUCCUCUUCGCUGUCGACGUGGCCGCCGGUAGUCUGGCAUUUCACAGAACCAAGAACACCACCAUGGCCAUUGCCGCGCUGUCCUUCGUAUUCAACUUCUUCUGGGCUUCCUCCUUUUUCUCGCUGUCGAACCUCAUGCCCUCCGAAAUGGCCACUCCAAAGCUUCGCCACCACACCAUGUCCUAUACGGUAGCGUGUGCGCAAACCACGGCCGUCAUCACCACGCUGGUGGUUCCCCAGCUGACCUCGGCAGAUGCAGCGAAUCUCGGGGCCAAGACGUAUCUGGUCUUUGCUGGUUGUAUGGCUGCUAUUAUUGUGUUUUUCUACUUCCUCAUGCCAGAGACCAGGGGUCGAUCCUUCGCCGAGAUAGAUGAGAUGUAUGCUGCGAAGAUCCCGAUGUGGAAAUGGAGGUCCUAUGAGACUUCGUUUCAGAGGUCUCGUGCGUCUAAGAGAUAA
Messenger RNA from Penicillium salamii, 1566 nucleotides. Lineage: Eukaryota; Fungi; Ascomycota; Eurotiomycetes; Eurotiales; Aspergillaceae. The record is from the annotation of a GenBank genome assembly.